CGAGAGGUAGAGCAUAUUCAUUCCAGUGAAGACAGUCGAGGCAAUACAGGCGCAGAUCUGAGUCGUCCCCUGUGCAUAUACCUACGUCGUUUACUUGAUAUCAUCGCAUCAGAGUAGUUAGUAAUUUAUAAUACAACGGAACAUCGCGAGUUGCAAUAAAGCGCAAACAAAUAGUUUUUUUGAAUCCAAAUGGUGGUGCUGGAAGUCGGCGGGAUGUUGUCUUCUUCAGGAAACCAGUAUUUACAACCGGAUUACCUUUCACCUCUGCCAACCACGUUUGACGCAAAGAAAAGUCCUUUGGCUAUGUUGGCGCAAACGUGCAGUCAGAUUGGAGCGGACUCUCCUUCGACGAAGUCCAUAAUCUCUCCAUUGGAGAAACCUAAGAAAAAUUCCAGUGUGGAUUUAUCGCGAUCAUCACCCGCGAAUAACAGAGAGAAGACAGAGAAGAUUGCUCGCAGCAGUCCGGCGGAACCUAAACUCGCCUUCAAACCGUACGAGAACAACGUGACUAUCAAAAGAACCGAAGAAAUCCCAAGACCUUCUUCUAAGUCCACCUUGUCCGAGACGGAAGAUAAGAAAGCGGAAACUCCGAACAACAGGAAAACCGCUUCGCCUGCAAGCAGCGGUACUCCGGUUCCGGAUAAUGGAAAGACAACGCCGUCAAAUGAGAGGAAGUCUUCAACUCCGCGCGGUGCUAGUCCGAUUAUCAGAUCCGGAUUGGAAAUCCUGCAGGGCCAUCCGAAGGACUCGCCGCUGGGGACUUACAAGCCCGGUACUAUGCCUGGAAGUCUUCCUCUGAGUUCUCUCUGCUGUCCGCCGGGUUUGGAGCAUACGAAUCCGGCAUUCAGGCCUCCUUUCCCAGGUGCGCCUUUUUCGCAUCAUCACGCGAUGCUUGGAUAUCCAGGAUCUACACCAGGACCCUACUUGAGUUAUGCGCGAGUGAAAACCCCGUCGGGUGGUGAAGCAUUAGUUCCAGUGUGUAAAGAUCCUUAUUGUACCGGAUGCCAGUUUAGCAUGCACAACCAGCAACUUCUGAUGGGCGGUGGAGCGACGGGUCCGUGCCCGAGCGGAUGUACCCAGUGCGAUCACCAGAAGUACAACCUCGCCAUGGCCAUGUCCUUAGUGCCUCCAGGUCCCGUACCGCCGUCCUCUCUCGCCUAUUCCCAGCUGGGACGUCCUUACAUCUGCAACUGGAUUGUGGGUGAUACCUACUGCGGUAAACGCUUCGUCACCUCCGAAGAGCUCCUCCAACACCUGAGGACCCACACGAACGGAACAGAAGCUACCGCCGUCUCCACAGCCUCUUCAUCUCCUCUCUUGAACCCGCAUUCUCUGUUCUCCACCUCUGCCUUGCACAGGGCCGGAUAUCCGAAUCCACCACUCUCGCCUCUAUCCGCCGCCCGCUACCAUCCUUACGGCAAACCAACACAUGCACCAUCUCUGGCCGCAUCUCCGUUCAGCGCAUUCAACCCCACAACCUUAGGCCCUUAUUACACACCGUAUUCCAUCUACGGUCAGCGUUUGGGCGCCGCGGCUGUCCAUCCAUAAUCGUAUGAAGACAUCUAUUACCGAAUGUAAUCCAUACCGACAAGCAGACUGAUCGAAUGGGAAGAAGGAUUUAAGGAAACAACCAACCUUAAUCCUCCUCUCAACAACCAAAACAACAAGCGAGUCUAUUGUCCAUAUGAAAUACUGUGAUAAUAUGUAAAUAUAUAUUUUGCGGUUUAAGUGCAAUCCUUAGGUCUAAAAAAAAACAAAA
Nicrophorus vespilloides is the source of this 1759-nucleotide messenger RNA. RefSeq names its product zinc finger protein Noc. The record is from RefSeq and is a predicted model, not a curated record. Gene Ontology annotation, biological process: negative regulation of DNA-templated transcription. Gene Ontology annotation, cellular component: nucleus. NCBI's taxonomy places the organism in Eukaryota, Metazoa, Arthropoda, Insecta, Coleoptera, Silphidae. Bases 190 to 1548 code for a protein of 452 amino acids. The transcript is spliced from 2 exons.